Messenger RNA from Orbicella faveolata, 1850 nucleotides. RefSeq lists its product as uncharacterized. The record is from RefSeq and is a predicted model, not a curated record. Lineage: Eukaryota; Metazoa; Cnidaria; Anthozoa; Scleractinia; Merulinidae.
AUGGACUUUGAUNGAUUCUGCCAACGUUGUGGUUAUAACCGACAAAUCGUGACACCGAAUAAUAUUGACAAGACUGACAUCGAUCUGGAGAGCAUUGACCAGCGCUUACGUCAACUAAUGGACUUUGAUCGUGUUACCAGCUAUGCUAAACAUAAGGACUCGCUAAGAACGGAGUUUGAAACCUUUCUUGCUUCACUUCCUGGCCAUAUCGCAUUAGCCACCGUGACUCCACGGGAUAUUUGCCGGAUCCUUGUUUUUAAAGACAAGAAUGGGAAAACUCAGAUUCACCGCAAUGGCUGUAAGAUUUUUUUGAGGCUGGUAACCACGGAACAAUUACAGGCACAGGUAACUCCAAAACAGGCCACCCCUUUCUUCGUUGAUAAGCUAACACAAUUAUGUUCACACCUAGACAGAAGAUUGAGAGACUCAGACAGAGCGAUUGACAGAUUUGUGAUAGCCCGCGAUCAAUCGUAUAUUAAACUAGUUUUCUUUAGUGGAGAGCGACCUGGGGGCUUGGGACAGAUUAAGGUCCUUGAAAUCCUACGUUUCCCCAACGACGACGGUUUCCUUUUCAAUCACAAUUGGGGAAAGACGUUAAGGGAUGGGGAAGAGAAUGUGUUUGGAGUGAGGAGAAAUGCGCAAGCAGAAAUCUGUCCUGUUCGAGGCAUCGAGCGUUAUAUGGAGGUGACGCGUGAUAUAAGGGUGGAUUUAACGUGCGGUUACCUAUUUCGUCCAAUCGCACCUGAUUUGGGCAUAAAAGACGCCCCUUUUACUUCCUCUGCAGCUGAAUCACGCUUAAAGGGUUACCUUAAGGAGAUGAAUGCAGAUAACGGCGAGACGCUCCAUGGUUUCCGCUCCGGCUGUGCCAUCACUCUAGCUCUUGCAGGUGCGGAUCUGGCCGAGAUCAUGGAUCGUGUUGGUUAGACUAGGCGUCACACAGCCCUAUACUACAUGCAAUUAGCGAAAGUCUUAAAUCCGGCUGGAGCCUCAGCUCGGUUGGCCUCGAACAUCGGUACGGAACCGUCCUGUUCAUGGUAAGAUAUUAACCAGCUGAAACGGUUUGUGUGUGCAUUCCCUGCAGUCAACCGCGGGAAGAGAUCUUACGAAAAAGAGCAUCUAUGAGGCUAGGCGAAUAAUCCCUUUACCAGACUUGGAGAGCUGGGUUUCGGUUUAGUUUUGGGGAGUUAUGACUUGGUUUGGGGGCUGACUUCUUGGAGAAUCUAACGAUGGUCUCUUUUAAUAGGUAGUCAUUAGUACUGGGGAGGAGUCCAUCGUUAGCCUGGUCGACGAGAACAAACUGGGUGACACUAUAAGGAACGGAAGCCAAAUUUAUCCCCAAUCUUAUUGCGGUGCGACAAUGGGCGCAGUGUGGAAUAGUUUACUAUUUGUAAUACUGUGGUUAUGCCAUUACAUUACUGGUAUUUAUACACUAGCGGGUUCAUAGGAAAAAAUUCACGCCUUUCACCUAAAAAGGUUGAAAAUGAUUCGACAUGAUUUUUGAACUGGCGCGCAGAAGAAAAUUUAGUAUCGGUCUGAUAGUUUCCCCUUGGAAAUUUGAUGUUCUUAAAACUAGCAUAUUUGUUUUAAGAAAGUGAAAUUUCUGCGGGGCAACUUUCAUCCGAUAGUUCGUCAACAGGAACACUCUAUUAUUUAGUCUGCAGUGGCUGGAGGUUGUCAAAAUGGCGACGUUUUUCUCGAUUUCCCGAAGUUUUGGAGCCAGGACGAUUUAGAAACGUCAGUGGAUAAUCAGUUCGCGAGAUACAGAAGAAUUAAAAACUGACUUUCACAGCCACUGGACUUUAAAACUCCAAAUUGUUAACAAACAUUACGAUAAGUACCCGUACACAGUU